Molecule: messenger RNA, 1300 nt
Organism: Lepus europaeus (European hare)
Lineage: Eukaryota; Metazoa; Chordata; Mammalia; Lagomorpha; Leporidae
Gene: STARD10
Product: StAR related lipid transfer domain containing 10
Exons: 7
Coding region: 32-1123 (363 amino acids)
Molecular function (GO): lipid binding
Source: RefSeq, a predicted model, not a curated record
CCGCGCUGCGCUCUCGGCCUGGUCCUUGGAUAUGCCGCACACCCAGACUCGGGUCUCCACAGACGCCGGGCUUAUGCGGGGUGACAGCGGGACAAGAGAGCACGAGGAUGAGGCCCCACUUCCGAAGAUGAUGGCGUCGGAGUCGGGUCCCAGGAAGGUGGCGUCAGCAUCUGCAGCCGCGUCGACGCUAUCGGAGCCUCCGCGGAGGACCCAGGAGAGCCGGACUAGGACCAGGGCCCUGGGCCUCUCCACCCUCCCCAUGGCCUCCACAGAGCCCCAAGGGCCGCGGCCGGUCCUGGGCCGGGAGAGUGUCCAGGUGCCCGACGACCAGGACUUCCGCAGCUUCCGGUCCGAGUGCGAGGCCGAGGUGGGCUGGAACCUGACCUACAGCAAGGCUGGCGUGUCCGUGUGGGUGCAGGCUGUGGAGAUGGACCGGACACUGCACAAGAUCAAGUGCCGGAUGGAGUGCCGCGACGUGCCGGCCGAGACGCUCUACGAUGUCCUGCACGACAUCGAGUACCGGAAGAAGUGGGACAGCAACGUCAUUGAGACCUUCGACAUCGCCCGCUUGACAGUCAACGCAGAUGUGGGCUACUACUCCUGGAGGUGUCCCAAGCCCCUGAAGAACCGUGAUGUCAUCACCCUCCGUUCCUGGCUCCCCAUGGGCGCUGAUUACAUCAUUAUGAACUACUCAGUCAAACAUCCUAAAUACCCACCUCGGAAAGACUUGGUCCGAGCGGUCUCCAUUCAGACGGGCUACCUCAUCCAGAGCACGGGGCCCAAGAGCUGCGUCAUCACCUACCUGGCCCAGGUGGACCCCAAAGGCUCCUUACCCAAGUGGGUGGUGAAUAAGUCGUCUCAGUUCCUGGCGCCCAAGGCCAUGAAGAAGAUGUACAAGGCGUGCGUCAAGUACCCUGAGUGGAAGCAGAAGCAUCAGCCGCACUUCAAGCCGUGGCUGCACCCGGAGCAGAGCCCGCUGCCGAGUUUGGCGCUGUCGGAGCUGUCGGUGCAGCACGCGGACUCGCUGGAGAACAUCGACGAGAGCGCCGUGGCUGAGAGCCGCGAGGAGCGCGCGGGCGGCGCGGGCGGGGAGGGCAGCGACGACGACACCUCGCUCACCUGAGCGCGGCUUCGCUGCAAGGACCGGACCGGACAAGACGGGCCGGGCCCGGGGACCGCGGGUCCUCCCGCACUUUCUCCCCUCCACCCCCGCCCGCGCCUCGGGGGGCACUGGGCUCGGGCCCAGGCGGGCGCUGCGGCCCGGCUGAACACAGCCCCAAUAAACGAUCCCACAGCCUCA